Molecule: messenger RNA, 1055 nt
Organism: Harmonia axyridis
Lineage: Eukaryota; Metazoa; Arthropoda; Insecta; Coleoptera; Coccinellidae
Exons: 5
Coding region: 239-1027 (262 amino acids)
Source: RefSeq, a predicted model, not a curated record
UCUAUCCAAAAUAAAUAAAUAAAUGGGAUUAUGACAUCAAUAUGAUAAUAUGAAAUAAUAAUCAUGAUAAUUAUAAUUGUUGCAGAUUGGUUAUAGCGUUAAACACUGAAACAUGAACUACAUUAAUCAUUUCUUGUAGACAAUUCAUGUCGUAUUAUUCCUUCACUAGAGUUAUGAGUUAAAGUUGUUAAUAUAAAUAAUCGAUCGUAAGGAAAAUGUGAUUUAUCUCUUUGAGAAAAUGAGUGGGCCAUCUCCAAAGAAUUUUGUUAAUUUCGUUAAAACGAAUCCCCCAGCGGCUUUGAUACUAUUUUUUAUAAUAUGUAUGAUAAUAGCAACUCUUAACUUGGCUUUUCAUGCCAACCAGCAUAAUCUACUCGAUACAGAUAUACUCAUGGAUACUUAUCAAUUGAAAACAUUCAUGAAUGAUAUGAAGGUUUGUAUCAAACCAAAUGAAAAACAAAACAGGAAUGAAAGAGUGAUGAAAAGGGAAGCAAAAGAAAAUGACCAAAUAAAUAUAUCGGCUGUAGUUCCUAUAAAAGAUUUGAAUAAUCUAAAUCCAAAUAUUACCGAAGUUUAUGGAUUAAUAAGUUUAGAAGGUUUUCGGUGGAGUUGUUCUAAUAACUCAGAUGCAAAAUAUCUAGAAGUAGGUUUUAAUUUAUCGGACAAAAUUGAUCAAAAUAGUGUAUGCAUUCAAUUAUUUGGAAAGCGAAAAGUUCUAGAGAAUUUUCUUGCAACACCAUGUAUAUCAAAUUACAAAUAUCAGCCUGCAGUUGCUAAUCUUCAAACAAAGGAACCAAAUACAUAUGGAAGUUUUUGCAAUAAUGGAACAAGAGUAAAUUUUAAUUUUGAUCGAAAAGAAAAUACUCAGAAUUUCACACUAUUUUUAACCAAGGAAAAACAUACAAGAGUCAGUAAAUCUCUUCUGUGGUGUGCUUAUGGAUUAAUUACAAUUUUUUUAUUAUUUUUCAUAAUGGUAGUGAUUUAUUAUGAUGAAUCAAAUACAGAAAAGAUCGAUUUUUAUUUAUGAGUGGAUAUUGAAUAAAACUUGAUGAAUA